Indicator indicator is the source of this 1587-nucleotide messenger RNA. RefSeq names its product solute carrier family 29 member 4 (gene SLC29A4). The record is from RefSeq and is a predicted model, not a curated record. Gene Ontology annotation, biological process: nucleoside transmembrane transport. Gene Ontology annotation, molecular function: monoamine transmembrane transporter activity; nucleoside transmembrane transporter activity. Bases 4 to 1587 code for a protein of 527 amino acids. NCBI's taxonomy places the organism in Eukaryota, Metazoa, Chordata, Aves, Piciformes, Indicatoridae. Gene Ontology annotation, cellular component: plasma membrane. The transcript is spliced from 10 exons.
ACGAUGGGCUCGGUGGGAGCCGAGCGCUUCAAGGAGCUGAGCCCAGUGGGGACCCCAGAGGGCAACGUGGUGAUGAGCUUCAGCUUUGACAGCUACCAGCUGGAGGAGGACGAGCUGCAGAGGGGCAGCCAGGCCAAGGGCGUCCUCACCUUCAUGGAACCAGUUUCUGAGGAUCCUGAGCCCCAGGAUCGAUACCAUGGGAUCUACUUUGCCAUGCUGCUGGCCGGGGUGGGAUUUCUCCUGCCAUACAACAGCUUUAUCACUGAUGUGGACUACCUGCACCAUAAAUACCCAGGGACCUCCAUUGUCUUUGACAUGAGCCUCACCUACAUCCUGGUGGCUUUGGUGGCCGUCAUCCUCAACAAUGCGCUGGUGGAGCUGCUGAGUUUGCACACCCGGAUCUCCGUGGGCUACCUCUUUGCCCUGGGGCCCCUGCUCUUUGUCAGCAUCUGCGAUGUGUGGCUGGAGCUCUUCAGCCGCAGACAAGCCUACGCCAUCAACCUGGUGGCUGUCGGGGUGGUGGCCUUUGGCUGCACAGUGCAGCAAUCCAGCUUCUACGGCUACACAGGGCUGCUGCCCAAGCGCUACACGCAGGGAGUGAUGACAGGAGAGAGCACCGCUGGGGUCAUCAUCUCGCUCAGCCGUAUCUUCACCAAGCUGCUGCUGUCGGACGAGAAGGAGAACACAGUCAUCUUCUUCUUCAUCUCCAUCGGCAUGGAGCUGACCUGCUUCGUCCUGCACCUGCUGGUGAAGCGCACUCGCUUCGUCCGCUACUACACAGCCUGCUCCCGCCAGGGCCUCCCCGAGGGCCGGGGGGCCAGCGAGCCCGGGACCAGCUACCGCGUCCACCACGACGUCACUGCCGAGGACAUCCGAUUUGAGAGCCAGCAGCGGGGGCAGCCAGGCUCUCCCCAGGGCAGCCCAGGCCCCGAGGCUGAGCUGGCUGGCAGCGGCACCUACGUGCGCUUCGACGUCCCUCGGCCCAAAAUCAAGAGGAGCUGGCCCAGCUUCAGAGACAUGCUGCUCCACCGCUACGUCGUGUCCCGCCUCAUCUGGGCCUACAUGCUCUCCAUCGCCAUGACCUACUUCAUCACCUUGUGCCUCUUUCCUGGGCUGGAGUCAGAGAUCCACAACUGCACGCUGGGGGAGUGGCUCCCCAUCCUCAUCAUGGCCAUCUUCAACCUCUCUGACUUUGUCGGCAAGAUCCUGGCUGCCCUGCCCUAUGACUGGAGAGGGACUCACCUCCUCAUCUACUCCUGUGUCCGUGUGGUCUUCAUCCCCCUCUUCAUCAUGUGUGUCUACCCCAACGGGAAGCCCACCUUCGGCCACCCUGCCUGGCCCUGCAUCUUCUCCCUCCUCAUGGGCAUCACCAACGGCUACUUUGGCAGCGUGCCCAUGAUCCUGGCUGCCGGCAAAGUGAGCCCUGAGCAGCGGGAGCUGGCAGGGAACACCAUGACUGUGUCCUACAUGACAGGCUUGACGCUGGGCUCAGCCGUGGCCUAUUUUGCCUACAGCCUCACCAGUACGUCCCACAGCAGCUGUUUCUACACUGAAAUCUCCAAUGGCUCCUUUACAUCAGGGUACUGA